AUGUCUGCCAAGGUCCCGCGCAACUUCCGCCUGCUAGAGGAGCUCGAAAAGGGCGAAAAGGGUCUCGGAGCUGAGGCCUGCAGCUACGGCUUAGAAGACGGAGAGGACUUGCUCAUGUCCAACUGGAACGGAACCAUCCUGGGACCUCCUCAUUCUGCCCACGAAAACCGCAUCUACAGCCUCAAAAUGCACUGCGGCGAGAAGUACCCUGACGAGCCCCCGUCCAUCCAGUUCGUCAGCCAGGUCAACCUCCCCUGCGUCAACCCCCACAACGGCGUCGUCGACCCCAAGCAGCUGCCCUGCCUGGCUCAGUGGAAGCGUGAGAACACCAUGGAGAUGGUCUUGAUUGAGCUGCGAAGAUAUAUGGCCGCUCCCGCCAACAAGAAGAUCCCCCAGCCCCCCGAAGGCUCUACAUACUCAUAAUCACCAAUGGCAAUACCGGGGGCCGCAUAAGUCAGGGAGAGGAGGGGCGUUCGUAGAUGGAAAAGCAAACAGGGUAAACAGACACACGUGGAACCUCUCUUUCAGCCAACAAUACAUGGUUCCACCACACGCCGUCAAUCACGAAGAAUCACGUAGCGCAUCUUCUUUCAAGCGCAAAAUCUCAUCCACAAUAUUGUUCAAAGUUUGGGAAGCACGAAAAUCAUAUUUCUCAUUCC
This is a messenger RNA of Trichoderma virens Gv29-8, 659 nucleotides long. RefSeq lists its product as uncharacterized. The transcript is spliced from 3 exons. Lineage: Eukaryota; Fungi; Ascomycota; Sordariomycetes; Hypocreales; Hypocreaceae. Bases 1 to 423 code for a protein of 140 amino acids. The record is from RefSeq and is a predicted model, not a curated record. Gene Ontology annotation, biological process: DNA damage tolerance; protein K63-linked ubiquitination. Gene Ontology annotation, cellular component: nucleus.